AAAAAAAAGUCAAAGACCAUUGGCUGACUAAAAAAGAAGCUAACCUUGCUUCACCGUGUCAAGUUUCCCUGGUCUCCUCCCUACAUCUCCCGUUUCGUAAUGAAUCUACUCCAAGUUCCAUAUAUUCAGUAAGGUUUUCCCAUAUCAGAUUUCGCGGACAUUAAUGGGACUGAAGGAUCUUGAUCUUAAGCUCAAGGUAUUCAGGCUGAAACGCUUUCUGAUAGGAAAUGGCUGGGGCAAUAAAAGAGAGCUGGAGAUUUCCAGGAGACCUUCAUGGAUGAUACCAGUAUCACACGGCUAUUAUGUCGUUGAGGAUCAAUCAUUUAGAUAUGGUUGGGACGAGUCCGACUAUGACUCUGACUCUGUCGUGGUACAGAGAGAGCAAAUUGAAGAGCUUGAGCUGUGGUUUUUUGGAGUUUUCGAUGCUCAAGUUGGAGAUGGAGUUACCAAGUACAUGCAAUCCCAUUUGUUUGACAAGAACCUAAAACAGCAGUCUCAGAUAAGGAGAAAGAGCAAAGAGACAAUGAGAAAGGCAUACCUUAGUGCAAGAGCAAAGAUCAGGGAGAUGCAGAAAGCAGAUGAGACAGGGAGAGCGGGUUCAGUAUCUGUGUUGGUGACCAACGCAGAAAAGCUCGUGACAGCUUUCAUGGGAGACUAUAGAGCUGUUGUCUGCAGAGAUGGUAUGGCUCAUCAGAUAAGAAACACAGGCCGGCAUUUAUCCAGAAGACAUUGGUCUCGGAGACUCAAAUCGGUACGAAUAUUCGGAUACAAUUUGGGCAAAGCAAGUAAGCAAUCCAAAGGCGGCUCUGAACUUCUUGUUGGCUCCGAAAGAAUUGAUUCCAGUACUGAGUUUGUCAUCUUAGCAAGCACUGGCAUAUGGGAGGUCAUGAAGAACCAAGAGGCUGUGAAUCUCAUCAGGCACAUAGAAGAUGCACAAGAAGCCGCAGUGUGCUUGGCAAAGGAGGCUUUAACUAGAAUGAGCAAAAGCAACAUUUCUUGCUUGAUCAUUCGCUUUGACUAACAAGUUUCAUUUUUCUUUCCUCAGAACAGAAAUCAGAAAAGUCUUUUACAGUGAAUAGUUUCACUGCAUCUUGUUUUACAGACAAGCUAGAGUUCCUCUUUUUUUUAUGUGUAGUUUGAAUGAAAGGGCAUGGCAUAUGCUUUUAUGCUCUAUAGAAUAAAACGAUAGGUAAAAAACACAAUAG
Juglans microcarpa x Juglans regia is the source of this 1205-nucleotide messenger RNA. Its product is annotated as putative protein phosphatase 2C-like protein 44. The coding region runs from base 164 to 1021 and encodes 285 amino acids. The record is from RefSeq and is a predicted model, not a curated record. Gene Ontology annotation, biological process: protein dephosphorylation. Lineage: Eukaryota; Viridiplantae; Streptophyta; Magnoliopsida; Fagales; Juglandaceae. Gene Ontology annotation, cellular component: nucleus; cytosol. The transcript is spliced from 6 exons. Gene Ontology annotation, molecular function: protein serine/threonine phosphatase activity.